GUCAGCGAGACGUUGGUAUUACCGAUCCCGCCAGUGUCGUAGAUAGCUCCGGUAGAUAGACGAAAGAUGUCCGGCGCGUCAGAGUUAAAGACGCUCGUGAAAAAGCUGCAAAGUGCAUCGUCAGACGAGGAGACACUCGGGAUCUUGCAGACUCUCAAGAAGGAGGCGGUCAUUACAGAGGCGUUGUUACGGGAAAGCAAAGCUGGUCUAGCUGUGGGCAAACUACGAUCUCACGGUAACAAAGAUGUAUCCGACUUGGCGAAGGAGGUUGUCAAGAAAUGGAAGCAGGCGGUCGAACGAGAGAAACUGAGCAACGGUGGCUCGGCGAAGGGGGCGCCAAAUGGCAAGGUACCAGAGAGAAAGGCCUCCAUGACACCCGCCACGCCGAUCACCCCAACAGCUCAGAGCCCGUCCGCUCGUAAGAGCCCUCUUGCCGAGCGUACGGCGAAGAGCGAUGGUAUUCGGGUGGAAGUCACCGGCGACAAGACGCGGGACAAAUGCAUCGAAAUCAUCUACGAUGCCCUGGCAAUUGAUUCUGGUGCUCCGAGCGAGCAGAUCCUCGGACGGGCAAAGGGGAUCGAGGCCGCGGUGAUACAGCAAUUCAACGGGGCCAAUGCUGCUUACAAAAGCAAGAUACGUUCGCUGUUCGUAAACCUCAAGGACAAGCACAACCCAGGACUGCGUGAAAGCGUCGUCUCUGGAGAUCUGCCCGUUGCCAAGUUUGCCACUAUGAGCAGCGCUGAAAUGGCCUCUGAAGAAAGGAAGGCGGCGGAUAACAAGAUCAAACAGGAAAAUCUGUUUAACUCGCUUGGUGCGGAGGAACAGCAGGCAGAGACGGAUGCAUUCCAGUGUGGCAGAUGCAAACAGAGGAAGUGCCGCUACCGCCAAGCACAAACGCGGAGUGCGGAUGAACCUAUGACUACCUUCGUAACCUGUGUAAACUGUAACAACAGAUGGAAGUUCUCGUAAAUUAUCGCUGGACUUAAUAUCCUUAUGGUAUCGCCUCCUUUUAGUCCUUGCUCUCACCCUUGUUUCCGCUUUUCCCUUGUACCAUCAAUAGUAAAGUGCAUGUCCCGCUUUUCUGUUCUGCACAUGUACCGAAUACCAUUCCCAUAUCGUCCAAUAUCGUCUGGUG
Gloeophyllum trabeum ATCC 11539 is the source of this 1135-nucleotide messenger RNA. RefSeq names its product transcription elongation factor. Gene Ontology annotation, biological process: transcription elongation by RNA polymerase I; DNA-templated transcription; regulation of mRNA 3'-end processing. Gene Ontology annotation, molecular function: RNA polymerase II transcription regulatory region sequence-specific DNA binding; zinc ion binding. Gene Ontology annotation, cellular component: nucleus. NCBI's taxonomy places the organism in Eukaryota, Fungi, Basidiomycota, Agaricomycetes, Gloeophyllales, Gloeophyllaceae. Bases 67 to 969 code for a protein of 300 amino acids. The transcript has 10 exons. The record is from RefSeq and is a predicted model, not a curated record.